AUGGCCAUGUUCAAGCUCCUUGCAAUCACAUGGGCCGCUUCCACCUUGGGCCUUGAUUGCCAAGGUGAAGAUUGCGAGGCUUCGUCUCUUGCCCAACUUCAAGUCAAGCGGGCAGGGAUUCCCAAGGUUUGCGAGUACCAGGGCCACGUCUUUACGUGUGACUCUUGUCAGACUUGCGAAGCUGGGUCAUGCAUUGGACUUACGUGUGAAGAGAAGUGUAGCAUGUCUUGCAUCCACGGCCACUGCAUGCCUGGAAGUUCAACUUGCAUCCCGUCGACGGAGCAAACCGAUAAGAAGCAAACCACCAAGGUGCAAGCGGCAGCUUGCGCCAACUGGCCUGAGUGUGGGCAGGACAACUCCUGCAACGGAUGCAAGAAGACCGUUGAUACCAAAGGUACCCAUGCUGAGUAUCUGAUUUGUGGCGCGAACUCAUGUUCGAACUCUGCUUUUGAGUUGGCCGGUGCUUCCAGCGUUGGGCCAAAAGUGAUCUGUGGAGGUUGUCAAUACUCCACCUUUACGGGAUUGACCCACAUGAGUUGUCACAGCAACGAUGUCCAUUUCCCAUUCGCAUGCACGGACAGUUCACUGGCAUUCUUCUCCACUGAGUUCAAGGUGCCUCUCACCCUUUAUUGCGGCCCUAAUGGCUGCGGGGGGGUGUCUGUGACUGCCAGCAAUAACUUGCGCCUUACCGUUACCAUCAACAAUGGCGGCAGUGCGCCGAAGAGCAUCAAGAUGUCAGAAGGCUGUUUGGUGCUGAAGUGCGACGAGGAGGACUGCCGCCUCAACCACCAAAUCCUCGAUCGGAUUGACUUGCAGCUGGGAAGCAAGGCGAGCUGCAUGGCAGUGAACUAUGGGGACUACAAACUGCCCGCGGCUUGUCAAGACAAGAAGGCCCUCUCUUGUGGGACAGACCUGGUGGCAUGA
Messenger RNA from Cladocopium goreaui, 924 nucleotides. The record is from the annotation of a GenBank genome assembly. Lineage: Eukaryota; Dinophyceae; Suessiales; Symbiodiniaceae.